Molecule: messenger RNA, 959 nt
Organism: Nelumbo nucifera (sacred lotus)
Lineage: Eukaryota; Viridiplantae; Streptophyta; Magnoliopsida; Proteales; Nelumbonaceae
Biological process (GO): cellular response to heat
Source: RefSeq, a predicted model, not a curated record
UUCAUUGACCAUUGUUACUCGCCAGAUUGAGAACAAGAGCACAAUAACAGAAAACAAAACCUUUCCCAUGGAUAGAACAGGGACCCGUAUGUAUGAAGAUUUCCAACCCUCCUUGGAUUGGAAGAAAGAAGCUGGAUCUGAAGUUGCCGUCGUCCGUCUACCUGGCUUUAAAAAGGAACAACUGAGGGUCCAACUUGCAUCCGGAGCCCUGAAGAUCUCCGGAGAGCGCCCGAUCAACAACAACAGAUGGAGCCGUUUCCAGAAGGAGUUCAAACUUCCUCAAAAUUGUGAGACCAAAGACAUUCGAGCACAAUUCGUUGCUGAAGUACUUACCAUUGUAAUGCCAAAGGCAGUUGCUCCAGCCCAGCCACAAUUGCUGCAUCCCACAGGUCAUAAACCCGAAGCCGGAAGCCCCCCUGCACCCAAAAAGAGUCCGGAAGAAGCAGUGACCCAAAAACCCGAGAGCCCCGAAAAGCGCCCGGAAACACCGAGUCAGAAAUCAGCAGUGGAGGCGAAACCCAGCAUAGCUGAUGAUGAAGGAAAGAAGGAGAAUGGAAGGCCAAGUGAUGAUGCUAAGAAUGUAGCAGAGAAGACUUCAGAGAAGAAGGGACAGGGUGGUGGGUUUGUUGAUGGUGAGAAGGUUUCUGGAGACAAAGGGAAGAAUGAAGAAAAAGCAGGAGCAGCCAUUAAUGGUGAAGCGAGAGCUAUGGAUGGGUCAAGUGAAACUGCUGCAGCUGGGGAUGGUAGCCAAGCUAUUGGACAGGAUAAACCCAGAAAAUUGAUUAUGAGCUCAGUGGCUGUUGCUGUGGUAGUGAUGGCGUUUGUGGCAUAUUUAUUAUUUAAUAUAUACACUUGGGUCAUCAGGGAAAACUAAGAAUUCUCGUUUAUAAUUCUGUAUAUUUUUCAAGACAAUUCUGUAUAAGUUAUUUGAUCUAAUAAAAGGACUUCAUAAAUCAUAA